Molecule: messenger RNA, 1529 nt
Organism: Erythranthe guttata (spotted monkey flower)
Lineage: Eukaryota; Viridiplantae; Streptophyta; Magnoliopsida; Lamiales; Phrymaceae
Source: RefSeq, a predicted model, not a curated record
AAAUAAACCAAAAUAAAAAUGUCGCAACAAUUGUUGAUAAUGGGCUGCAAACAAUUUAUGUAUGCAGCUCAAUCCCAAAAGGAAGCCCAACUAAUUAUAAAUCGUCAGAUUUGGUCAAAGGAGCUUGAAAUUUUUAUUUGGUACUUCAACCUUUAACUAAUUAUACGAAAAUCCAAAACAUUACUUUAUUAGAAGCUUUUAGUCCCUCAUUGUGCAAGCUUAGCAUCUCUUCCGUCCACCCCCGUUCCUCAUCGCCGCAACGCCGUCUAUUCUGCGCCUACGCCGCCGCCGCCCGCCGGCAACUCUCUCAGUUUACUAUACCCUCUAUUACCGUCAUUUUAUUCUCCGUUAUUGGCAUCUAUUAGGCUCUAAGAUGCCGUUAAAUCUUUUAUCCCCCGAGCUAACAUCAAUCGCAGCCGUCCGUUUCUCUUCCGUACCUUAGAUAUCUUCUGCAUUUGGUGGAUCAUCAGAAACCUUUCGAUUUUCUCGUUUCGAAAGCUUCGAUAAUGAAGCCAAGAACCAGUGAAGUGCCUAGGGGAUCAAGAAAUUUCCAGGAGGGGAGCUCAAACUGGAUCUUAAUUUCCGGGGGUGCUUUGCUGAGUGCAUUGUCAAUUCGCCUCGGUUAUAAGCUUAAGCAGGCCGUUGAUACCAAACAAUCCGAUAAUAGUAACCGAAGUUUAAAAGGAUCGAAGAACAUGGCAGAAAUCAAAGAGCAACACCAUACGAAAACGACAACAGAGCCUAGUAUAGCUCGUCCUCUCGUGACUGAGUUCAACAAAGAACAUACAAGCAGCUCCGAUUCACCAUGCGUUUCAGAAUCUGGUUCCGACAUUUUCGGCAAACCGGAGGUCAUACAGAAGCUGAGGCAACAGUUGAAGAGAAGAGACGAUAUGAUUCUUGAAAUGCAGUACCAAAUUGCUGAGCUUCGGAAUUCCAUUAGCUUUCAGCUUUCGCAUUCUUCCCAUCUUCAAUCUCUGCUCGAUUCCGCAAACCGGGAUUUGUUUGAUUCUGAAACGGAAAUUCAGAGAUUGAGAAAGGCAAUUGCAGAUCACUGUGUUGGAUACGAAACGUCCAGUUCGGCUCCUGUUUGGCUGGGCGAAGUCGAAGGAAAUUUGGAGUCGUCGGAUAAAAAAAGAGACGAGGAAAAGAUUGAAAUGCUGAAGAGAGAAGUCAAUGAACUGAAGGAAUUGAUCGAGGGGAAAGACUACUUGCUGAAAAUUUACAAAGAGCAGAAAUUCGAGCUGUCAAUGAAGAUAAACGAGUUGCAGCAGAGACUCGAUUCUCAGCUUCUGAACAUUUUGUAGGCAGAUUCGACUUCUUGUUCAUUCUUCACUUUAAUCUUCUUCUUUUUUGUUUAAAAAUAUAGUUUGAAGUUGCCGAUUUUGAGAAAUUUUAGUUCUCGUAAAACUCGUUUCCACUCACUGAUUACGAGAUAUCCGAGUAAACAUGAUUUUGAGAGUUUUUGAUUGUAGUUGUAGACAAAUGAAACAGGUUUCAUUCACUUCUAUUUUAUUUUUAUGUUCUAUAUU